UCCACGCGAUUUUGACACAUAACCUCUUCGCACCAUCUGUUUAUCUGUUGUUUUGUCGAGUUAAAAAUAGUAAAGUAACUGAAAAUGAGUGAAGAAGUGGUGGAUAAUAAUCCUUUAAAAAAGAGGCAAAGGAAGAAACGCAAAAAUUUUAUAGCCAAUGCUAAAAAGUAUGCCAAAAAAGGUCAAAUGGGGCGUGGGACAAAGAUGACCGAUGAUUUGUAUCAAUAUUUUGUUGGGAUUCUUGAUGCUAUCAAGCAAGGCAUUCAUGAUGAAGAAGAGAGACAAGCCCUUGUAAACAAUGUACUAGACCGGACAAAAGGUGAAGAACUCAACGUAGUGGGCAAUCAACUCGGUUGUCGUGUAAUAGAGUUGUUACUCCCGUACUCUUCAAAGGAGGACCUUGAACGGUUUAUUGAAGUCGUAUCACCAGAACUACGUAGAUUAUGCUCUGACAACUUCACAAGCCAUGUUAUCGAGACUUUGUUACGAGUGUCGUGCCAGAGGGCUACAGACCAUUUACAAACCGAAGAAGAAGUACCUCCAAAGAAACGUAAAGUUGAUUCAACAUACACUGAUGAUCACAUUCAAAAAUGCCAUGAAUUUACAAUAAAACUUUGCAAGUACGCUCUUAACAACUUAGAAGAUUUCGUAUGGGAUCCUUAUGCAAAUCAUAUUUUACGUAGUGCAAUUAAAUGCCUUAGUGGUAUUACAUUGCUACCAGGGGAAAAGCCAAAAGUGAACCUUUUCAAACAAAUUGUUCAAGACAAAGGAAUACCUCCUCAUCUAACUAAGUUAGAUUACAAAACGGUGCCAGAGGAAUUUAAAGAAAUCGUCAAAGAAUUUGCUGUAAGAUUAUCAUUGUGGCCACAGUUUAAGGAUUUACCAUAUCAGAAUAUAACAUCAGCAUUGCUACAAGUUUUACUUUAUGCUGUUAAGAAUGUAGAUAAAAAUUUGACUAAAGAGUUAUUAAAGAAAUUGUUGAAUGAAAGUUUUGCUCCGGAUGAUUGGGUUUCCGCGGGGAAUGACGAGAAAGAUGAUAAGAAAGAAACCGAUGGUGACGAGGGUGGUGUGGAAGAAAGAGAUGGAGAUGUUGUGAAGAAGAAUCUGCCACCAGUUUUUGAGUCAGAGUCUGCAGUUAGGCUCCUGGAGGCGGCGUUGUUCGUAGCAAAGAAGAAGAUGUACACACAGAUCUAUGCAAGAUGCUUUAUCAAUCGGCUGGGCCAACUGUCCACAUUGCCGAUGCUCAACUUCACCGUCCAGAGGCUGAUUGACAACUGCCAAAUUAAGGAAGAGUUCGAGCCAAUGUUCGACGAGUUGUCAGACAAGUACAGCGCAGUACUCGCAUGUGGCAACACCGGGGUACUAGUGGCCAUAGCGAAGGCCUGCCUCAGGAUCAAGGCCAAGCAGACGCAGUUCGUUAACAACCUAGAAGCAUCGCUCAAAUGUUCAACCCCUGAGCACCAGAAGUACUUCUCCGUGAGUUGCCUCCGGCUGCUGCCCGUGGACCGCUGUGACGUCACCAAGUUGGACAAGGAGUACUUCAUCCAUAUUCAUGGAUCUGUGAUAUUGCAGACUAUUCUGGAUUUCGAGCGUCCAACAAAGGCAGUGCAAAGUCUCCUAGAGCUGUCUCCCGAGGAGUUAAUGGUAAUCAUCAGCGACGCAAAAGGGAGCCACGUAUUCGACGCCUUCUGCAAAGGACGAUGCGUCGGCGUCAAGGCCAGGGACAAGCUCAUCUGGAAACUCAAGGGUUACUAUCAAAAACUGGCCCUCUCCCAGUACGGUUCACGGGCGUUCGAGCAAAUAUUCGCGACCGCGUCACUCGAGCAGAAGAUCAAAAUAAUGACGGAAAUAUCGGACAAGAGCAACCUCCUUAACAGCACGCAGUAUGGUAAAGUUGUUGCGAGCAAACUCGACGUGGGCGGCUUCAAAACUUCGCAAAAGCAGUGGGAGCAGAAGUGGAAGAAAAAGGGGGGAAACAAUGUUGAAGUAACUGAUAGUAAAUGA
Molecule: messenger RNA, 2004 nt
Organism: Hyposmocoma kahamanoa
Lineage: Eukaryota; Metazoa; Arthropoda; Insecta; Lepidoptera; Cosmopterigidae
Product: nucleolar protein 9
Exons: 7
Coding region: 85-2004 (639 amino acids)
Biological process (GO): endonucleolytic cleavage to generate mature 5'-end of SSU-rRNA from (SSU-rRNA, 5.8S rRNA, LSU-rRNA); ribosomal small subunit export from nucleus; endonucleolytic cleavage in ITS1 to separate SSU-rRNA from 5.8S rRNA and LSU-rRNA from tricistronic rRNA transcript (SSU-rRNA, 5.8S rRNA, LSU-rRNA)
Cellular component (GO): preribosome, small subunit precursor; 90S preribosome; nucleolus
Molecular function (GO): RNA binding
Source: RefSeq, a predicted model, not a curated record